This is a messenger RNA of Sceloporus undulatus (fence lizard), 3711 nucleotides long. It is a transcript of the gene AMMECR1L, whose product is annotated as AMMECR1 like. The coding region runs from base 744 to 1676 and encodes 310 amino acids. NCBI's taxonomy places the organism in Eukaryota, Metazoa, Chordata, Lepidosauria, Squamata, Phrynosomatidae. The record is from RefSeq and is a predicted model, not a curated record. The transcript is spliced from 9 exons.
CCCCCCGGAAGCCGCGGGGUUCCUGCGGGCGAGCGAGUGUCCCGCGCGGCGGCGCUGUCUAUGGUCUCCUCCUCCUCCUCCUCCUCCUCCUCCUCGGGGCCGAUGGGAGGCCGGCGUCCCCCUUGGUCCCCCAUCGCCUCGCGCUCGGAGAAGGGGCCGCCGGGAUCGUGGAGGACUCGCCCUCGCCCUCUGCCUCCUGCCGCCUCCCGUUCCAGGGUUUAGCCGGCGGCGGGUUGGUCCGCGCGGUCCCUCUUCCUCCUCCGAGGCUUCCCUCUCGCCCUUGGCGGCCCCAUGGCUCCAUGAAGCGCCGUCAGGGAGGAGGAGGAGGAGGCGGCGGAGAGGGAGCGGAGGGGAGGGAAGAGCAGCAGCGGAGGCGGCGGCGGAGGCGGCGGCGGCGGUGGCUGGGCUGAGAAGGAGAGAGAGAGGGAGGGAGGAAGGAACCGGGCCGGAGAAGGAGAAGACAAACGGGAAUGGGCCGUGAGAAAAGAAAAUUCAUUCCAGAUAUAAAAUAGCUUCCCCUUCCACACUUGCUUCUCCCUUGGCAAUACAAGGUUUCUCCUUUCAGCUAGAGAAAUGUGCAGAUGCUCUCCAGAGGGACCGGAAGAAGAGGCAGCUUCUGAUGCCAAGAGGGCUUGGCUGGGGUGAGCUGGUUUGCCAUUAGACGACAGUUCCUCAUCAGAGGAGCACAAAGACAGAGAGCAACUGGAUUCUACAGUGCUCCAGACAGCAAGUGCUGAAUCAGGAUGGGAAAAAGACGCUGUGUUCCUCCACUUGAGCCCAAGUUGGCAGCAGGCUGUUGUGGUGUAAAGAAACCCAAAUUGUCUGGAAGUGGAACACAUAACCACGGAAAUCAAGCCACAACUGUGCCAGUUUCUAGUUCAGGUCCUCUUCAGAACCACCAGCAUGCAGAUGGGGGCAGUGGAAGGGAGAAUGUAUCAGAUUUGACUUUAUGCCCUGGAAACUCUCCAAUUACUCGAAUGAAUCCCACUUCAGGAGCAUUGAGCCCACUUGCUCGUCCUAAUGGAACUGCCAACAGCACCAAAAACCUAGUGGUGACAGCUGAGAUGUGCUGCUACUGCUUUGAUGUACUCUACUGUCAUCUUUAUGGUUUUCCUCAGCCACGACUUCCUCGAUUUACCAAUGACCCUUAUCCACUCUUUGUGACAUGGAAGACAGGGCGAGACAAGCGACUUCGGGGCUGCAUUGGAACUUUCUCUGCUAUGAACCUUCACUCAGGACUCAGGGAAUACACAUUAACCAGUGCACUUAAGGACAGCAGAUUUCCACCCCUGACCCGUGAGGAGUUGCCUAAACUUUUCUGUUCUGUCUCCCUCCUUACUAAUUUUGAGGAUGCCACUGACUACUUGGACUGGGAGGUGGGAAUCCAUGGAAUCAGAAUUGAGUUCAUCAAUGAGAAAGGUGUCAAACGCACAGCAACGUAUUUACCUGAAGUUGCUAAGGAACAAGAUUGGGAUCAGAUUCAAACAAUAGACUCCUUGCUCAGGAAAGGUGGUUUUAAGGCUCCAAUUACCAAUGACUUUAGGAAAACUAUUAAACUCACCAGAUAUCGCAGUGAGAAGGUGACAAUCAGUUAUGCAGAAUAUAUGGCUUCUCGUCAGCAUUGUUUUCAGAAUGGCACUCUCCAUGCCCCACCCCUUUACAAUCAUUACUCCUGACACAAGGCUGCAUGACCAGUCCCGUCCCCCAGCUGCCACUAACAGCUAUGACAUCAUUGGAGCAGAUGCCUCCUCUUCCUGGUCCAGUUACUUCUAUUACUGCACCAUUUUAUGAUGCUAGCUUCCGUUGCCAAGUCUGCCUUCCAGUUGACUGAGGGGUGGGGGCUACCAGUUGAAUGCAACUGAACAUCGAGGCUGAAGCCUUAUCUCAUCCUUCCUUCAGAAAGAGGAUUGAAGCUCCAGGCUUAACAGUUGCAAUUGGGUAGAGAGAACCUUGAGGAACGGCAGUACCACUUCAGAUUGCUCUAUCUCUGUGUUAAAUUGCACUGUGUUCAUUUGAAUUGCUAAUUACGAUAGCCCCCUUGAUCAAGUAGGAGAGUUCUCCUGGCAGUCUGGGCAACGGAGUCCAAUGAAAUAUUUUUAGGUUAUUUUAAAUUUUUUUAACCUCUGAUGUUUAUCUACCAUGAUCUGAUUAGUCCUAACACAUCCCAGGCAAGCAGAUAAUAUGACUUUUUAAAAGGAUGGUAUGCCUGCAGAGAUUUCCCCUCUUCUUCCUCCUCACAGAAGAUGACAGUCAUUAACAGAUCUGAAAAGGAAAACAAAAGUUCUGCAGAUAAAACCAUUGCUUGCCCAUAUCCAAGAGAUUUCAGUUCUCACAUCUAGGUGCUCUUGCUCUUGACAUAGAGAAUAAUUUAUGCAUGAAAGAGAAGUGUUACGGGUUGUGUUUGGAAGUAGCUUAGGCUUCAUUACAUCCUAAAAAUAUAAUUUCCCUCUUCUUUGCAGUUCUUCUGAGUGUCUAAUUUAAAGCAGCAGGGUCUGUGCUGGUUUGGAACAAAUCUUUCUCACAAAGCCAUUUUUAUAGUAAUAAAAAGGGUAUGAAAUUGUUUAUAGGAAAACUCUAUGCAGUUUCCACAACAGUUUUCUCCAGCUUGACCCUGUUAUCCAGGUAAUGCAAGACACACUGAGUGUUAGCUUUUACAUGGUUAUUUAAUACAGGUGUCACUGUGGCAUUUGUGCUUCAGCCACCCUCAGUACAUAUAAUUUGAUAGAAAUCAAAUUACUGAAAUUGUUUCACAAUAAGUGUACUUAGGUUUGAAACAUGGGUUUUUUUUUACCAACAUAAAAAGGUUAACUUAGACCCAUUUUUGAUUCCUGUGGAUUUUUAAAAUUUCUUUUGCUAUUGUUAUUGAGUAGUAAAAAGCAACUUUUUAUUCAUUCUUCCAUCUUAUUUCUUCUGUGUGAGUCAGAUGACGACAUUAUGAAAGCAGGCAUCAUGCUCCUUAAGAGAAUCCACAGGAACUGUAAAAUAGUAAUGCAUGAGUUCUGAAAAUUGUGGUAAGCAGCUUGAUAGGAACAUAAAAAUAAAAAAUCCAGGUGAAGAGCACAGUAUAAUGAAAGUUUCAUACCAGUAUGUGGAACAACGGUGACUUUUAUAGGUGGCUCGGGAGAUGCCAGAAAUUAUCUGGGAAUUUACUCAAAAGAUGUAAAUUUCCCUAUUUUUAGGAUGAAUGAAUCUUGCCCUAGAGGGAGGAAGCAGGCUAUUCCUUCUGUUUUGAAGCAAAGCCUCAGUGUAAGCCUGAACAGAUGCUGCGUGAAGAGAGGUAUAAUUAUACAUAUAUAACCCAUGUAUACAGGAAAGCAGUACUGGACAGUAUGUGACUUGGUUGCAUUAGGCACAAACUGCUGGCUGGAAGAGGGCAAAUGUCUUGUCUUCUUUGCAAGAGGAUUAUUAGGUGUCUAGGAUGUCUCCAGAUUCCGUAUUUUUCUACCACUACUAUUUCUUGUCUUGUCUCCAAAGAAACCAUAACCUUUGUAGUUUUGCUUGUCAAUGAACAUACGUCUAGAUGUGUGUAGAGUGGGGUGGGGGAGGGAGCUCAUGUUUCAGAUAGCUGCAGUGUCACCCAAGCUUUUGGUUUUGUACUGGAUCGUUCAUAUAGAUUGUUUUCCCUUCAUGAUGAUGAUGAAAUGUGUUUGGAUGUGAAGGGACUGUUUCUUGUUUCCUGCUACUGAGAAUAAAGAAGCCUUCUUACACAGA